CUUCUCUCCAAUCACUGACUUCCUCUUCGUUUCAUCUUGGUUUUGAGGAAUGAUGCCGAGGGUUGAGACUCAAUGGAGUCAGGGAAAGGACGAGAGGUCAGAGGAGAGAAGGCAGGAGAUGGGCUGGGUGGGGUUGGUCUGCUAGGGCGGGUUGGAAUUGAGCUCCAGUUGGGUUGAGGUUGGGGCUUGGGGGAUUGAGGCUAGGCUAUGUAAUGUUUAUUGUAGAAAUUUUUGCUAACGGAUAAUACAUGUACUUGUAUUUAUCACACAUGUAUUAAUGGGAAAACAAUGGAUAUCCGUUGUAGAAAUAAUUUAUUGUAAGUCCUAUAUCGUUAAAAAAAGAGUAUUUGGGGGGGGGGGGGGGGGGGGGGGGGGGGGAGGGGAGGAUGAGCCACUGUCUCGGUCUCGCCGACUCGGGGUUUGCCAGUUGACGUUGCGUCUUGGUUUUGAGGAAUGAUGGCGAGGGUUGAGACUCAAUGGAGUCGGGGAAAGGACGAGAGGUUAGAGGAGAGGAGGCAGGAGAUGGGUUGGGUUAGGGGUGGGUUGGUCUGCUAGGGCGGGCUGGGGCUGGAAUUGAGCUCCGGUUGGGUUGAGGUUGGGGCUUGGGGGACUGAGGCUAGGCUAUGUAAUGCCUAUUGGAGAAAAUUUUUCUAAUAGAUACGUGUACUUGUAUUUAUCACACAUGUAUUAAUGGGUAAACAAUGGGUAUCUGUUGUAUAAAUAAUUAUCGUAAGUCCUAUAUCGUUAAAAAAGAGUAUUUGGGUACCCGUAACCCUAAAAAAUUGGACGGGUAAGGGUAUAGUUGUUGGUGAAGAAGGAGCAACAAUCAUAUUUAAAUAAAUUUGAAUAAUAUAAAAUGAGACGGGUAUAGAUAUAGUUGUCGCUGGAAAAAUAGUGAUCAAGUACCAUACAUAAUACAUAUACCUCUUACAAAACACGAAUUAUUGAAAUAAGUUGGUUUAUGAUUUAUCUCGCAAAAUGGCUAACCUUGGACAUUUCAGCACUCCGGCAUAUCACGAUAUUUGACAUUUCAGUCGGCUGGUCUAUAACCGAAUCUGCACCAGAUCGACCAAACCAAAUCGAACGAAAUCUAAUGCAGUUUAAUACUAAUCUCAUGCAUUUUAUAAAUAAAGAAAAAUGAUUUGGUUCUGUCCGAUUGGUGAAAGGACCUAAGUUAUAAAGUGCUAAAUUUGACCCGAAAUUACGGUUAGUACAAUGGGUAGAACUGAACCAGGACUGCAAUUUGCCAAUUUCACUCCCAAGGGCCAAGUCCCAAGUCCAACCCAUGAAAUGUGGGUUCCUAAUCCAUUUUACAGAAAACCUCCUCUCUGGAAUCAACGAGAAGUCCGGCGAGCGCGCUUCUCCUUUCUCUUCUCGGCUUCCGCCGUCUCCGGCAGACCAGAGCUGCCUCCGGUCGACUUCGGUUCCCCAUAGGCUGCUGCCUCCGAGUCCCGGGAUUCGGCUGCAACUUCUCUCUUCCGAUCUCCCUCCUGUUCUUCCGAUCUCGCUUCAAUCACCGGUGCCUUCAACCCCUCGCCCUCUCGCUACUACUCAACAGCCCAAUGCUUAGUGAGGUAACUUCUUAUAUCCCUCACAAUCCCUCCCUGAAUCGCAGGCAAAUUUUGAAAUUGUGAUUACUGAUUAGAAUUUAUAACUAUUGUCUAGUGGGUAGCUUGCCAAUUUUGAUUUCUAUCAAUUAUCUUAGUUUCUUAGCCAAGUUCACGGAUACUUCUAGUUUUAGCCCUGUUGUUGGCAUGAGUCAGGAAUUUGUGAAGCAUGAAUAUAGUCAAGUUUUCAAAACAAACGUUCUUCAUUGUGAUACUACUUCAGGUUGAGUACUUCACUCAAGCUCGUAUGACUUGUGCAUUUGAUCACUGGGCUGUGAGCUUCCAAGCCAAGGAUCACUACAUACUUUGAUGUAGACUCGCAGCUCGCUUCAUUUCUAACAAAUUUAACUUCACUGCGCUUGUUGAUUGAGUGUGAUGUUUAGAGGUCAGGACUCUACGUGAAAUGAAAUCGUUCGGUCAUUGUUAACUGGAUUUGUUGUUUUUACGCAAUGCAGUCAAGUUGGUGUAGUGGACCAUGACAUAUCGGAAUCUAUAGCAAGAAAUGAAUGAAUCGUCUAUUGCUACCGCAAGAUUUACUUACAUACAUGAUCGAAAGUGGCCUUCGGCAGCAAUUGAUGUGCACCAUGUAAUAGUUCGGCAAAGCAAUCUGAAGGGUUUAUUAGUUUGCCUUCUUGCUUUGGGAUUCUCGGCAAAUGGAUUAUAUCUCUUCAUGGUCCUGGCGGGUAAUUAAUUAUCUCUCUGCUACUUCUUUACAAUUAGCGUUUUGGGACUGAAGAUGGAUGCUUUUAGUGGUUAAGAGUUAUUUGGGACAGCAACUCAGGCUAUACAAACUUCUGGAUUAACAAGAUAAAUCACCUUUCGCUCUUUUGUGGAGUUUACUGUUGAGUUCAAUCCUUCUCAAACUUGGUAUCGGGAAGUCUGUUCUGAAAGGUGAGAAGAAGUGAAAUCAGCCUCUUGUCCUACAAAGCAUCAUUCUUUUUUUCUUGAACUCUAUAUCCUGUUUGCUAGUGACUUGCAUUGAUUGACACUUGCAGAGUCGGUUCUGAUCAUGCCACAUUUCGGGGUUCAACUCGAAACACAUUAUAGAAGGUGUGCACAUAAGUUCUGAUAUUUGGCCUUCCGAGUUUCAUUUUUGGGCCCUCUUAGCACGUGAAUUCGAAAAAUGAGAAAGUGGAAGCUGGCUGAUGUUGAAGUAGGGUCUGAGAUUUGCUUCUAUAUGCAAGCCUCCAUCUUUCAAAUGAAAACAAACACAGCCAUGCCAUUUUGAUUAGAAUUAGUGGAAGCUUGUCGAUAUUAGAUUCACUGUGGACCUUCCUGGCCUGUUUCUUUCUCUACUUGGUAUUAUCUGCUGGGCAGUGGAAGAAUAUCACGCCGCUUUGUGCCAGUUCCAGUGAGCACGAUUCUGAAGCCAUUGCUGCUAGAGCAUGUGAAUCCGGUUACUUCUUACUGGGUUCUGUCUCUGAUUUUGCUUAAGGAAGAAGAACUGACUCCGGUUUUCAAGGUAUGAAUACAAGUUCUGGCAUUUGGUGAUAGUUAUGGCAUCUAGAAUAGUUUAGAUGAAUUGCCAUCUUCCAGGUAACAAUUUUAGUGUUUCAGAGUUUUUUUAUUGUACAUGGUAAUACCUGGAAGAUGACUACGCAUAGAUUCUAGAUAUUAGGUAUGCUUGGUGGGUUGAUUAGAGUCAUUGGGUAUGGAUCUAGGGUUGUUUGCAUAGGUGCAUCUGUAUAUCGUCAGCUAGGAUACUUUUCUCGAUCUUCUGUCAGACAAAAACAUUUGGAAGAUCUGGUUAAUGAUGGUCUUAGGGAGCGGUUGAUUUCUCUAUUAACAAGCUAACUAUAUAGAGCAUCCGUCGUCCUUCGCUGCACCUUGCAUUCUUGGUAAACAGGAGUUUGAAAGAGAUGGGGGGAAAACUUGAUCAUCCUCCUGUUCUAGUGUAGUCACCAAAUUUUUGCAGCUGCAUUGUUCUUCACUAGAGUUGAUCACAUUCAUAGGAUCUCACAAAGUUGUGAUGUAGACUUUUUGAACUAUCAUUCUUGAAAAUUCUCUAUAUUGAAGCCAUUUCACAUAGCAUUCACUGAGUGAUUGCCGCAUUUGGAUUGCCAGCCCUUGCCUUGAUAGUUGAUACUGUUUAGGGUCAGGGAAUCAUUAAGCUCCAACUGUUAGUUUUGUGAUUCUCGUCAAGUAAAGAUUACAAAAGCAAGAGCACAAAUGAAAUCAAAAGGCUUCUGUUGUGGGUGUAGUGAAGUGUCCAUUUUCCUUAUUUUCUCGAUCUUCUAUGUUCCUUAUCUUGUGAAUUGCUUUAUUAUUUCAUUUGCAUUUAUAGUUUUACCAAUCACAAUGUUCUAACUAUUUUCUUUCAUAUGCUUGUAGGGCUAUAAUGAAUCUGUGAAUUUGAUAUCAAGUAGUAGGGAAAAAGAAGAUACUUUUAUCGGCAAAAAUGAAAUCAAAAGGCUCUAAGGGAAAACGAGCUCAAGCACCAUAUCUAUCAACAAUGUGCUUAGUUCCGAUGUGAGUUCCUUUACUAUGGUUAACUACUGAUCUGUACUUUUGUGUAUGGUUCCAACCAAGCAGUAGGGAGAGCCAAAGUUUUUUAGUCUUUUCUUGUUGAGUGUGGUUUUGGUAGUACUGUGAUGGAGACAUUUUGAUUUAGAUGGGGUCUUGUUUCUUUCUUUCCUGCAAGCUUAAGCACUGUAUAAUAGGUUUUCCUAGUGGUUGCCUCCUGCUGCGGUCUUGAAUUGCUGUAGGAACAGGAACUUGAGAGUUUCUUGUGCAUAUGCUAUAACUGGAUGCUCUAGUUUGGUUGCUGAACCAUAUAAGAUAGCUUAGAAAGUAACUGCAGUCCAAACUAUUGAAGGCUGAAGCUACUGAUCAACCAACACUAAUUCUCCUUUUCUGCUUUUAUGUCCUGUUUUCAUUAACUCGGUUGAACCAUGUAAGAUAUGCUCUAGUUUGGUUGCUUUUAUGUCCUGUUUUCAUUUACUCUGUUGUUGUUUAGGUCGAGUGUGAUGAUGCUGGAAUGGAUUCCUCAAGUGGGGAAGAGAUGGAAGUUGAAAUGGAUGCAAGUACGAGCAAGGUGGCUGCUAGUGAUCAUACUGGUUCAGCUUCGACUCAUAUUGAGUCACCAAUGCCAAGAUUCAGAGGAGAUUGACAAUAUCGAUGAAGGUGAGUAACCUAAAAAAAGCUAUUGUUUAUGUACCAUGUACGUUUUCUGUGGUGGUUACACUUUCUUCUAAUGAAUUUCAGAGUUGAGUAUGAUAAUGAAGGCUAUUGGUAUCUCUGAUGUUCCUAUUCCUCGUAUGAGUCCUAAUGUAGAGGCAAGCGCAAACACAUAAGGUAGCAUUUGAACCUAAUCAUUAUUGCGAUUUCCGAGCUACCUUGCUUAUUUUGGAUACUUAGUGAAACUGUAUUACAUUUGAAGUUGCUAUGUUUAAGAUCUUUGUAAAGAUACAUGUCAAUGCUCUAUCUUCCCUGUCCCCAGAUUCAUUCCCAAUCCGGAGAAGCCUUGAUAAUACUAAAUUGAAAAAAAAAUUCUUUGUGAAGAGUACUUGAUUCGGUUUCACGUUCUGGCAGUGAUCUUAGUUGUCUGCCUGUUUCUGUUCUUGAGUUUUGAGACUCCACUUUGCAACCCUAAGGCUCCUGUCCUGUGGGUUCUUUUGCACUCUCAUCCUAGACAGGGCUAGCUUCUUUAGAUCUGCCAAAUAUUAGUUAUCUUUUCUGCAACCUGAUAUCAUCAAGCAAAUAUAAACCAGUCAAUUGCUAUCUCUUGAAAAAACCACAUAAUAUGGCAUGUCAAUGCUAUAGCAAUAUCAGUCUCGGAUUUCCUUUUCUACAAGCUGCCAUCUCAAACAUUAGCUAGGCAUUGCCUUCUUGCUUUGUACUGCUUUGGUUCAGUUUGAAAGGCUGUUUGAACUUUGAAGUUGCUAUGAUGUUUGUAUGAACAGAGAAGGUGAAAUAUUGUAGUCUGGAACUCUCACUUGGAUCAUUGGACUUUAAUCAAGCUUGAUCACCAUUGGUCUGCUUUCCUUUUUAUCUUCUUGGUGCUGUUACAUUUCUGGAGUUCCCAAUAAUGAUGUGUUAACUUAGUGGAGACUUGUAUUUGAAGCUAACUUGCAUGUUGUUCUAUUAACAGGUGGUUCCAGCUUAGGCUCUUCCUCCAAUAUGUGUUUUCAGGUUGAUGGAAACUACACAGAAGCUGUCAAAGUCGUCAAAGUCAGAGCUUCUAGAAGACGGUGUAGAUGGGUAGUCAAAGAAGGAAGUCCCUAACUUUCUUGUGUUUCUUGUGUCUGUAAUUGUUUCGAGAGGUUCAAAUUGUAGUGUUAAUGGAUUAGUCUACUUCUCAAUUUAGCAUUACUUGCUACUGGUUAUUUACUUAGUUGUGGAAACAGUUGCAGUAGCUAAGGGCCCCUGAUGGUUCCAUCUAUUUUUAAGAGGCACUGAUAUUGUGUAAUGUGUAGAGGGAACUUGGCAAUGGCAUGCUCUGUUUUGGUGACAGGAAAACAGAGUCGCCAGCUCCAACAGUAACAGUUUGCGAUUUUUGGCAUGCUCUGUUAAACAAAGUCUGUUUCUUGAUUCAGUUCUUGAUUUUGGCAUGCUAUGUUUUAGAUACGUUGUACAAAUCAUAAUGAAUUGCGGUCAAAAUGCGGUGCGGUCUAAAUCGUUCCAAACCACUAAUUUAUGCGGUUUGGUUUGACCGCACCGAUAACUUAGCGGUCGAACAUGCGGCGGGAUCCAAUUAAGAUGCGGUGCGGUUUAUAUGAAUGCGGUGCGAUGCGGUCCGAACCGCACCGAUACACACCCCUACAUGGUAUUGAGCGACGACUUGGACUUUGGUUGUUCAGGAGUUGCACCUGCCUUUGAAGAUGCUGGUUCCUAUCUGGAAGGCAUUGUGUGGCUCUGUGUCUGGAGAUAAUGACUCUUCUGUACAUUCAAAUGUAGAAGAUCAUGAACAGAGUGUCUGACAAAUUGGAUUAUCAGAUCAAGGAAAGAAGAAGAGCUGAAAAUUUUAAGUCACUAUGGGUUUAUGGGACUUUCCUUCUUAUACCAGUCUUUCCCCUGAUCCGAGUCCGAGGAUGAAAAGGACAAAAAAAAAAGUAUAAGAGGGACAAAUAAAAGGACACGAAACAUGUUCUUCCGCCUGGACAUAUAAAAGUAAGGUUUGGGGCUAGAGGUCGUGUCUUUCGGCGGAACAAGGCAGCAUGUCGAUCUUUGAAGCGGAACAAGGCAGAAAGAGAAGGAGGAACAACUUUGGAAUGGCAACACCGGUGGUCGGCGGCGAAGAAGAAGAACCAACAACCGACCAAUUUUCGAAACUGCCGGAUGAGUUAUUUAUGUUAUAAAUAAGUCUCUACCCGUUCCUAACAUCAGUGUAAAAGACACGUAAUAAAUACACUCAUUACUCGAAUUUGGCUACCUAAUGAAAUACUAAAUUUCAACCAACUACCACUAAUAGCCAAAGAUUGUGAAAAGAUGUUUGGCAUUCUAAUAAAACUCUGGAGAUAUUGUCCUCAUUCUCUUUGAAAAGAUGCAACUUUUUUGUGCUUUCAUUGCUCACAUGUCAUAAGAAUGUUUUGUUUGGUCAAAGGGUUACCUCACACAUAUAAUGAAGAGCAUAGAAGAUGAGCCAACCAAUCAGCAUGAUCUUCUGGUAGGUAGUUCAUAUUACUACAACCAGGGUGGUAUUAUUAGCCUGUUUUCAUGGUUCUUAACGUACAUAUUUUCCAAUGAGCUUACACAUUCCGAAAGUGAAAGUAAAAAAACAAAUGCAUUGCCAAGGAACUCUGAUUGUCGAACAUUAUCCAUGUCUGAGGAAAGACAAAUAGUUUAUGCACACUACAUUAUUAUCCAUGACUGUUGAAUGACCACUACCUGCUCAUUGAAGCUUUUAUCUCUAAUACCAAAACCUCGCAACUACGGCUAGCGAGAAAUGUCAAUAUUCCCUCAACCACAACAGUUUUCCAGGGAAAUAUUUAGUAAUGGCUAAUCCAAAAGAUAAUUGAACUCCCAGCGUAUUGAUCUAAUCCAGAAUCGGGUCUUAACCAUUCAAUGACAAAAUUAAGGAGCAACUAUAGUAGAAAAAGGUAAAAGCAAAAGAAGAAAAUGCCACAGCACCAAGAAGGUACAACAGUAUCACCCAAAGGACAAUCAAUCUGCAGAUUCAAAUGUGCUUUCUUCUCUAUACGAAACCGAAAAUCGAAUAGAGAGGAGUUUUCUUCUGCUUACAUUUUCUUUGAGGGUGAUAUUUAGCCUGGACUCAGCCUCUACGUAGUUCUUGGUAUUUGAGACACUUUUUUCUACCAUUUUGAUAUGUAAGUUUUGGUAGUCAUUACAAUUUAGAACAACAAUCAUUGUAGGAAAUACAGCUCGAGUUUCAAAGCUACCGCUUUAGUUAGCUCUUCCACGACCUCUGCUUCCAUCUGGUCGUCCAUAAGCACUGGAAACAAACGAAAGCAAACUUUUGCCAGGUCAAACAAAUGAAAAACAGUCAAUGAAACAAAGCAAAUAGGAAUAGCGCCCAAAAUAGUGAGCAAAAGCUUCACAGACAAACGAACAUCAUAGACCGAACAAAUGACUGGUCAAAGAGGGUCCAAUUCCUUUGAAAACAGACAACAAGAGCUAUUUACUGGGAUCCAGGACCUAACCCUCCCUCUCCAAGCAGUGUACUUGAAACAUUGAGCAAAACUCUGAAACUAGGGAAGAAGAUGAGAAGCAGAGUUUUGAAAAUCGAGUUCUAGAUGAAAAAUGAUCGGACAUAAAUCACGUAUGUAUCUAGUUUGCCCUGUGAGAUUCGUCACCCAAUAGUUGCAGUUCGACAAUGGCUUCCUGAAAAAUCCCAAGAGAUAAAAAAGAAUGCAGGACUGGAAAGCAGUUCAACCAUGGCUUCCGAGAAAUUUUUUUUUAUCCAAUUUCAGUAGAUGGAGUAAGAAAGAAGUGCAACUCAGCCAACCCAUAACUCAACUCACCUUCUGCAGAAAGAUAAAGUUGAAAUUUAAGCUUUGAGCUUCUAAAUAUCCCAAUGUCUGCCUUUUCCAAACUGUAGAUUAGAUAGGAACGUUUAGCACUCAAGUCAAAACCUUCAAGUAGUAACAACAGUUUGAAGAUAACCUGUAUGUACUCCUGGUGAAGAGCGAUACAUAAAGAGAGAUAAAAAAAGUGUCUCUUCCUCCUCCUCCUCGUCGUCAAUUUCAGCCACUCUUCAAGUGUGAAAAGAACUGACUUAGAUUGUGAAGUUGAAGUGCAUAAAACUGAAUUAUAAGUUCCAACCGUGAAGUUGCAGACUUGCAGUGCAUAAAACUGAAUCAUCUGCUCUUGCAAGUCUCCAUGGAUGCCCUCUCUUUUUUUAUUAAUUCAAUACUCUAUAAUGAAAAAUAAAACUAGCCUUUUAUCCGGUUAAUUGGCCGGAUUACUUUUAAGGUACUGAGUACUGAUUAGUCAAACUCGAGAGAGUUAGAGAGGGAUACUUUUAUUUUUGGAGAAUUGUAUAUCAAGAUGUUAAUAAAGCAUUGAUAUGAUA
Molecule: messenger RNA, 9078 nt
Organism: Linum trigynum
Lineage: Eukaryota; Viridiplantae; Streptophyta; Magnoliopsida; Malpighiales; Linaceae
Source: the annotation of a GenBank genome assembly